Molecule: messenger RNA, 4827 nt
Organism: Physcomitrium patens
Lineage: Eukaryota; Viridiplantae; Streptophyta; Bryopsida; Funariales; Funariaceae
Product: E3 ubiquitin-protein ligase BRE1-like 2
Cellular component (GO): nucleus; HULC complex
Molecular function (GO): ubiquitin protein ligase activity; metal ion binding
Source: RefSeq, a predicted model, not a curated record
CAUCUGCCACGCACAGAGCCGACUUGUCCGAGGAAGACUGAGAUUUACAGGAGCUCCAUCUCUCCGUGCCCCCCAUUUUUUUUUUUUUUAAGCAAUUGAUUUUUUGUUUGUUUGUUAUGUUUUGUUGUUUUGUUUCACGUUGUCUUCUCUCCUUCAAUUCACUCUUUUGCCAUCGUACAGAAUGGCCACCUCAUAAAUUCCAGGGUGACUCUACAUUUGUUUGCGCAGAACAAAUGUAGAGUCACGAUUUUGUUUUCAUCAAACUGUAGGGUACCAAUCUGGGAGAGGAGGUUCAGGUAUUUGGGCUUCAUUGCUUCCUCGCUGCGGUGGCUAUUGGUUUGUUUAGAGAAGGAAGUGACGAUACGUGGAUCAUGGAGGUGUGUGUGUGAAGAGUUUUGUGUACAGGUCAUGGUUUUGUGAUGUGUAUAUGUGUCAGUGAGCGUGAGUACGAGCGGGAGAGAGAGCGCCGUGUCUGUGAUAUGUGAAAACAGUUAGCAGGAAACGUCGUUUGUCAUGAAAAUGGCUGUAGAUGUUGUAGGGAGUAUUUUUGGUUUGAGAGCAAUUGUGAACCAUGUCAAGGUUUUCGGCAGUACUUGCGCUCGAGUUGGUGUUGUAACUUGCUAGCGUGUUGGGCAUUUUUGGUUGUCGCUGGAAGUAAGGACGAAAUAUUUGAAGUUCUUCCUUGAAUCAUGGGCGUAAAUUUACGAGCGCGUACUGUAAUAUAGGCUCGAAAUGGUUGGGCUCUGCAUUCUUGAUUCCGGUUUCCACUGGUUUCGAGUCCAAGAUGUGGAGCUGAAAGUUGAAAAGCUCGCUUGAAUCAGAUUUGGAUAGUUGUACGAAGCAUCGCAAUCGUCUGCCGUAGAAUUUUCCUGUGAAGUGAAUUUAGGGUUUGGGCAAGGUGAUCGAAGAAAACCCCUUAUAUAAACAGUUUGCUGGUGCUUCGGUAUCUUGGUCUGUAACCUGACAUCGCUGGGUUUUGAGAUAAUAUAUUUGCACAAGCUCGGAUUCUUACGUUAUUGAUCACAUUUGCAGGGAUCUUCCCUUGCAGCAAUCUCAUUUUCAGUGGUUAUUGCAAUACUUGUACGUAGGGGAUUGAUGCUUAUUUGCUGAUUUGUUGAAGUCUUGUGUAAAUUCAUGAAUGUCUAAGUUCCAUGUUCUCUAGCCUAGGGUUGACUUACAGUGCAAGUGGAGUGAGGUAGAAAAAUCAGCAAGCGGAAGCUUUCGACUACUUUAAGUAUCCAGUUGUCGUAAGCAGGAACUUUAAAAUCUCAGGAUUUUACAAGCUGUUCAUAGAUUCUUAGCUGAUAGUUUUGUCUUUAGACGUUCACUUUGCGGAAGUGUCGAAAGGUUCCUCUUUAUAAAAUAUUUCGCUACCAGCUCUAAAGUAGCUCGUGUUCUUUUUCUGUGCCGAAGGUUCUGUACAGCAAUCUCUCGAGAGUCGAGUAAAGUUUAUACUUUUUUAGUAAUCUGAUUCUAAUACAAAUGUACUCAGACAAAUCUGCAGUUUAUGUGUUGUUUUUUACAGACAUUGGGACUGCGAGAGGAUGACUGGAAUUUGUAACUCCGGUUAAUGCACUCUCUAUCCCAGGUCGAGAAAUAAUGGGAAGCACAGAAGAACCUGACCGUAAACGACGCCACCUUAACAAAGAUCAUCUGGCGUCACCCCCAGUUAAGAAACAACCUCAUACACCCUCAUCUGAAGAGAAGAAAGUGGAUGCCCAAAUGUUGCAGUUUCAAAAUCAUAAGCUUGCCCAGCAGCUCUAUGUUCAGCGCAAUGAAAUAAAUGUUUUGGAGGGCAAACUGAAUCAACUUCUUAGCAACCAGGCCUCAUUUGAUGACAAUCUCUCAAAAGUCAGUCGGGUUUGGAAUCAGGUUGUGGAUGAUUUGGAGUCGCUUACAGUGCGAUACAGUUCCUCAUCUAAUGGAACUUAUUUACUGGAACCUGCCUCUAAUGUAUUUUGAGGUUGUGGUGAUUUCAGACUGCUUGGCGUUGAUAGAUCGGAACAACUCCUCAGUUUCUUCUGAGCAAACUUUUCUCCAACGGUUUCUCGAUAACGGAGCUACCGGAAGUUCCACAACCAAUGGAAGCAACGACUUCGUUAAGUCUGGACUCUGCAGUCAACAGACGUCUACCGCUGAAAUCUUGAAACUUCUUGUGCAAAGCAUUGAUUAUGAGCAAGUUCGAAAUGAAGAGCUUUUGAGCACUUUCCUGAAUGGGAUUGCUUCCAAUGGCUUAGCAGUGAACCUUCUUCCGCUUGUAAAGGAAGAUGAGGAGCUAUAUGCUGAAACAAAGAAAUUGCGCAGUCUUGUGGAUGGAUUUCAUUUAAAGCACCGAGAACUCUCAGCUGAGCUUGGAACUUGUCAUGAUUUUCAAGCGAAGGAUCGAGCUGAGCUCAAACGAUUAAAAGACGAACUCGAGGAAGCUUGUGCUGAUCUAGAGGGUGUUAGGCACCAGUUGGCUGCGCUACGUUCUGAAAAUGUGAUUUUAUCUGGUCCGCCUACACCUAGUGCCACUUUAACUAGUAAUAAAUUUGAAUUUGGAGAUGGAGGUGCAUCACAAGAAAAAGUUUCGAAAGAAUGUUGUCAACUGGAAGCAGACUUGGAAGAGGUCAAGACUUUGGCAGCUCGAAGGCUCAUGGAGCUUCAAGAAGCUUUGCAGAAUCAUUUGGAUGUUAUUAAAAAAUUUCAACACAUGCAGAACGAACUGGAUGACCAAGAGCGCAUUGUGUCUUCUCGACAAUAUCAGUCACUAACCGAGCAAGUUCAACAUCUGAGGAGUGAAGUUGAGAGGUAUCGGGCUAUGGUGGACCAAUUACAGGGUGAGCAUGUCUCUCUUUUACGUCGCGAGAAAGAGAUUGCAUUGAAAACUGAAGCUGGUGAUGCAGCUCAAAAGGCUAGCACCACCUCAGAUGAUCGGGCGGCAGCUUUGGAAUUAAAGUUACGGCAGUGCAUGUCUGAUUGUGAUUCUUUGCGUCUAAGAGUUGAAGGCGCUACUCAUGCUUCAGGAAGAAAAGAGUCAGUAGCUGAUCUUGAGAAAGUGAUUACCAGUCUUCAUAAAGACAUGAGUAUGAUGCAAGCACAACUAUUCGAGUAUAAAGAAGCAGGCUCAGCUGUCUUUUCUCUGCGAGCAGAGCUUCAUUCUUUACGUGCAAUCAUUGAUAGGAAAACAGUGGAAACUCGGCUUCUAUCUGACCAGUAUGCCCGCAAAGUUUCGGAAAUCAAUUCACUUCAAAAUGAGUUCAGGGUUUUGCGAGGUAGUGAGAAAGAACUGAAGCUUAUCUUCGAUAUGUAUAACAAGGAGUCAAAUGAUUCAAGUGAAAUGAGGAAGUUACAGCAGGAAGAGUGUAGAGCUCAGGCAGAAAUGGGACGAUUGCAAUUGGCCCUGGACGAACACAAUCUAGAACUUCGCGUAAAAAAUGCAAAUGAAGCAGAGGCAGCAUGUCAACAGAAGCUUGCUGCAGUGGAAGCUGAGAUUGCAGAGCUGCGGCAGAGUCUACAAGCUUCGUACAGGGUUUCUCUAGAUUUAAAGGAGUCCCUGCAGGCCAAGAAAGAGGAAGGGGAUCCAUAUAUUAGUGAAAUAGAAGCUAUUUUACAUGCGUACGAAGACGUGCAGACUCAAAAUCAGAGGCUACUUCAAGAAAUCAAAGAGCGCGACGAGUACAAUUCUCAGUUAAUGUCGGAGAGCCUCAAGGCGAGACAGCUGCAGUUUCCUCUACAAGCCGAGAAGCAAGUGUUGGAUGCCGAUAUGCAGCAUGCAAAUUCUGAUGCUGAUCUUCACAAACAGCGGAUAACUUAUCUAGAAGAACAAGCUAGUACAUUCAUUGCUCAUCUUGAGAAAGCAACAGACGAGAAUCGGCAGCAAUCGUCAGCAAUGGAAAGUGCGAAACGGAAGGCUGUUGAAGCAGAGAAACAGUUGUCUUCUGUCAAGUUAGCGCUUGAUGCUGCUCACAAAUUGUUGGAAGAGCGUGGUCAAAAUUUCCUAAAUGUAAACCUGCAAUUAGAAAAGGAAAGGUUCAACAAAAGAAGAGCUCGAGAAGAGUUGGAGGUUCUGAAUAUGAAAAUAACACGCCUGCAAACUCCUCACGAUAGCGGACCUACGGUAGACCGAUUACGCGAAGAAAUCAGGAACUACGAGGCCAUAUUGAAAUGCAGUGUGUGUCAGGAUCGAUCCAAGGAGGUGGUUAUUACCAAGUGCUACCAUCUAUUCUGUAGUCCUUGCAUUCAACGGAACCUCGAACUUCGGCACCGGAAGUGUCCUGGGUGUGGGAUUCCGUUUGGACAGAAUGACGUGCGAGUUGUGUAUAUUUGACGUGCUUGCUGCGAGGUGGCCUGGUCUGAUGAGGUGAACAUUGUGGCCCGGUGAUGAACUUCGAGGCUCCAUCCCUUUCGCUGUAACAGAGGUUUGCUUCAUGGUAGUGUUAGGGCAGUUGCCUUGUUGGAGCAAGGGCGUCGUCGGUGAUGAGCCUGCAGCAUGCGACUUCAUGUCAUGAUGUAUCAUAGGAGACACUCGCAUCCGAGGUAGGGGAAGGUGUAUCAGUAUUUGUGGAGUAUUUGGCAACGGAAAGUGUGGCAUUUGGAGCAGGUGUAUUCAUGAAACAUGUGACAUUGUGUGCAAUAGUUUUGAGUGCUGGGUUGAAUAGUUCAUUGGUUAUGGUAAAGCAUUAGAACAGGACGAUCCUUGUGUUGGUGACGAGUGUGUGAUGAGGAUGUUUUUUUAGCUUCAUAAACACGAAUCACAUUUAACUUACAGAUUGUGACUGAAUACGAUGAGUAUGACCAAAGCUGGAGUGAGAUUCCCAACCAUCACUCAAUGCUGGUUGCAUGAGA